CCGACCCGACCCCACCUGGGAAGCCUGUAUGGCAAAGGCUCACAACCACACCAGCCGCUCGCCUCGGGCGCAGCGGCAGGCGGAGGCGAAAAAAACAAAAAGGAAUCGGGGAUCUCCUGAUUCGGGAGGAGGAGGAAGGAAGGGGAGGAGGGAGGAGGAGGAGGAGGAGGAGGAGGAGGAGGAGGAGGAGGAGGAGGAGGAGAUCGAAGCUCCCGAAAGGAGCACAGAUGAUGGCCAGCAUCCGGGCGCGGCGCGCGGGCGCUCGGCCCGCCACCUCCGCCGGGAGCUCGCAAAAGGGCGCGCGUCGGCCCUCGCAGCGAUUGGCUGCGGAGGGCCUGCGGGCCACACGCCUGCGGUUCAUAACGAUUGAGGAAAAAGAUUCUGCAAGUCACACGGCCCGGCAAGCUGGCAGGCGACGAGCGUCAAGGAAUGGCCUAGAAGCGGUGAUGCUGCUGUGAUCUGGGCUGCUGGCGUGGACCCGUAACUUCGUCGUCGCGGCGCUCUUCUGACGCGUCCCACCCGCCCCAGGCCUCGGACAGGAAUUCUCCCCUCCCUCCAUC
Molecule: messenger RNA, 560 nt
Organism: Prorocentrum cordatum
Lineage: Eukaryota; Dinophyceae; Prorocentrales; Prorocentraceae
Source: the annotation of a GenBank genome assembly